Molecule: messenger RNA, 569 nt
Organism: Limanda limanda (common dab)
Lineage: Eukaryota; Metazoa; Chordata; Actinopteri; Pleuronectiformes; Pleuronectidae
Gene: gtf2h5
Product: general transcription factor IIH, polypeptide 5
Exons: 3
Coding region: 157-372 (71 amino acids)
Biological process (GO): transcription by RNA polymerase II; nucleotide-excision repair; nucleotide-excision repair, preincision complex assembly
Cellular component (GO): transcription factor TFIIH core complex; transcription factor TFIIH holo complex
Source: RefSeq, a predicted model, not a curated record
ACCCUGCGACUCAAUGAUUGUUGGUCUUCAGCCCACAGUGAUUUGAGAAGUCAAGUUAGCACCAGCUAACACAGCUGCGGAAACACCAACUCUCGUCUGGGUUUUACUUCUUCGCUUAAACGUAGCCGGCUUCUGGUUUUCUCUGCACCUGCAAACAUGGUCAACGUACACAAAGGUGUCCUCGUGGAAUGUGAUCCUGCCAUGAAACAGUUCCUCCUCUACCUGGAUGAAAAGAUGGCUUUGGGGAAGAAGUUCAUACUGAAGGACCUGGACGACACACACGUGUUUAUCCUGGCAGAGGUGGUUCAGAUCCUUCAGGAAAGAGUCGGAGAGCUCAUGGACCAGAAUUCAUUCCCCAUCACGCAGAAAUGACAACUGUCUGAUCUUGGACUCUUGACUGUUUCACCCUGGAUUAAAUAAGCUCUGCAAUGUUUUAAAUGCAGUCCCUUAUUUUUGUAAUAUUAGUUUCAAUUCGUUGCACCCUGCCUUACAUUGUAGGGUCUUAGUUGUGUCCAAUAUAUGACUACUUUUUGUGUCUUGAUUUUUUGAUUAAAAAUUGCUGAAAUGUA